GCGUCAUGUGUAAACUGAAGAGCCCGAUGUAACGUAGCUAGGACAGCACUUAGCGGGCAAUUGCAACGUGAGACCUUUCUGUUACCCUCUGCUGCUAUGGGAUAUCAUCUGCCUGUGAAAAGCAGGUUUGUCACAAUACAAAACAGCAAAACAAGACUUCUGAUGCGGUUUAUUUAGUUAGACCUGUGGUUUCAUGGAGAAUGAGCCUGGUAUUGUUUCGCCCUUCAAGCGAGUUUUUCUAAAAGGAGAAAAAGGGAGGGACAAGAAGGCCCAAGAAAAGGUGACAGAACGAAGGCCUCUACAUACCGUCUCCCUGUCUCUCCCAGACCAUCGGGUAGAUCCUGAUAUACUGUUGAAUGACUACAUUGAGAAAGAAGUCAAGUAUUUAGGGCAGCUUACCUCAGUACCAGGGUACUUGAAUCCAUCCAGCCGGACUGAAGUAUUGCACUUAAUUGAUACUGCACGGAAGGCUCACCAGCUCCCAGGCCUGCUGACUCCAGAGCAUGAUGCUGUGGUCAGCCUUUCUGCGUACAAUAUCAAACUUGUUUGGAGGGAUGGGGAGGACAUCAUUCUCAGGGUGCCUAUUCAUGACAUUGCAGCUGUGUCAUAUAUUCGGGAUGAUUCUUUACAUCUUGUAGUGCUCAAGACAGCUCAAGAUCCAGGAAGUUCUCCCUGCCCAAGUACAUGUCCUGAAAUGUCUAAAUCUCAGACGCUGGCCUCGCUGUCAGAGAGUGGAGCCGUGUUGGUUGAGGUUUGCUGUCUAGUGGUAUUGGCUGCAGAGAACAAGGUGGCAGCCGAAGAGCUCUGUUUACUGCUUAGCCAAGUCUUCCAGAUUGUUUACACAGAAUCAACAAUAGACUUCUUAGAUAGAGCAAUAUUUGAUGGUGCCUCAACACCUACAAGGCACUUAUCUGUCUAUAGUGAUGAUUCAUCAACUAAAGCGGAUCCCAAGGAUGCUUAUGAAACUGAAGCAAGCACAUUUUCUUUUCAAAGCUCCUUGGACACUGGUGGAAAUUCUCCAUCCUCCUCCUCCUCCACACAGGUUUCCCCACAAAAUAAAACAGUGAGUGAGAGUGAGCUGAGCACCACUGCCACUGAGCUGCUCCAGGACUACAUGAUGACGCUACGAACCAAGCUCUCCUCCCAAGAAAUCCAGCAGUUUGCAAUGCUGCUUCACGAGUACAGGAAUGGGCUCUCUAUCCAUGAGUUCUGCAUCAAACUGCGGCAACUGUAUGGUGACAGCAGAAAGUUUCUUUUAUUAGGGCUCAGGCCAUUUAUCCCAGAGAAGGACAGCCAACACUUUGAAAACUUUUUGGAAACAAUUGGUGUAAAAGAUGGCAGAGGAAUCAUCACAGACAGUUUUGGGAGGUAUAAAAGGACAAUGAGCACCACCUCCAACUCCACUACCAAUGGGAAUGGGGGAGCAGGGGGUUCUGAUGACCAAUCUGUGCCCUCAGAAGCAGAUGAGUGGGACCGUAUGAUUUCAGUCAUUAGUGACGAUAUUGAAGCUUUGGGAUGCAGCAUGGAUCAAGACUCUUCCUGAGGAGAGGAAAGGGAAUCGGGGUUGAACUAAGAAGCAACCCUUGGAUAUUUUCAUAUUGUGAAAAGAAGAUUAGUGGCCAUUUCUUUUAUAUCUUUGUAAGUGGGGCAGGUGCCACACGUCAAGUUGAAUCACCUGUAUUUGACCCCCUUCCCACCACUGUUUUUCUGCCUUGACUUACGGUGAAAAGAAAAUUAUUUGCGCAGCUUUAUACCAGUGUCUUGUUUAACCGUAUGGAGUUGACUUGUUUACCAUUCUUUAACAGACCACAUCCUGUCUUUUGAAGAGGGUACUGACAGACCUGCUUUCUGCACUGUUACCCUUGAGAACGCACUGUGCUUCUCUAAACUGAAAUGCUCAGAUGAAAUCUGCAGCUGUGACUUUUGUUUUCUACAUUUGAAUGAAGUUUUAAGUUAUUCAAAGAGACUUAAAUCUUUUUCUUUGGUAUGUUUGUAACAAACACAUUUGCCCCUAUCCAUCUUAAUUGGAACGUUAAUGUGAUUGUUUCUAAAUUCCAGCAGGUUGUGCUGCUGACUUUAUAAUUUUAAUUAUUUGUAAAGGUGCUGACAUGAUAGGUUCAAUGAAGUGUUUGUAUUCAGUAGAUAUGUUUUUAAAUGAGAACAGCUCAGUAAAGUUUUUUUUUUCCUCCCAGAUAUCCAGAAAGUAGGCCUCAUUUACUCUCAUUCAAUUGUAGAAUUUUUGCAAUAAUUUGACCUGAAUGUGAAUUGAUCUUCGUCUAAACCCUCAGAAUCAGUUUUCAACAAACACAGAAUGUGCUUUUUCUUGUCCUUUUCAACAUGUUGAUCCAUCUUUUGCAGGUUUUUAUUUUUGUUUUUUGGAAGAUAUUUGUAAACUUUUAGGUCAAUUUCUGGUGUUACCUCCUUUGGCUGGAAUAAAUGCAACCAAAUGUUUCCUGAAUCUGAAGAUCAAUUCCUCACUUUAUUUGGAAAUAUUUUGGUUUGUUCCUCCUAACUGAUGUACAUCCCCUCACUAGUCCUUUUUGGGUUGCUUUGCUUGAAUUAAUUACUUGUGAUAAUCAAUGUGCUUCACGGUGUUGCCCUUGUAUUUCUGUGUUGUUUAAGGUAAGAAAGAAUUUGUGUUUCUCAACCAUCCCCGGAAAAAAAGUGUUAGCCCUUUUGUUAUCACAGGAUGAAAUGCCAAUGUCCAAUCCAUUGUCACCACUACCUCAUUGUCAAUUUAUAUGCUCUUUUAAGCUGAAAAUGUGUUCUUUUUGUGUCUGAUUGGAUACCAUAAUUACCCAAACUGCUUUCUGGGUUGCCACUAUGAACACUACUUGUUUGUAUUUCAUAUUUCCUGGUUUCAGGAAUAGCUGUUUAAUUCCACGUUAAUAAACUGGAUGCCUUGUUGAA
Polypterus senegalus (gray bichir) is the source of this 2910-nucleotide messenger RNA. It is a transcript of the gene ccm2, whose product is annotated as CCM2 scaffold protein. The record is from RefSeq and is a predicted model, not a curated record. Lineage: Eukaryota; Metazoa; Chordata; Cladistia; Polypteriformes; Polypteridae. Gene Ontology annotation, biological process: heart development; vasculogenesis. The transcript has 10 exons. Bases 194 to 1543 code for a protein of 449 amino acids.